Molecule: messenger RNA, 492 nt
Organism: Fibroporia radiculosa
Lineage: Eukaryota; Fungi; Basidiomycota; Agaricomycetes; Polyporales; Fibroporiaceae
Exons: 3
Coding region: 1-492 (163 amino acids)
Cellular component (GO): mitochondrion
Source: RefSeq, a predicted model, not a curated record
AUGUCGCGGCAUAUGACCAGGACAGCUGGUAUUUUUCUCCGGCCAAGACCUCAAAGCUUUAUCACACCACAAAGUCGUCUUGCGUCCUCAAAUUCUCACCACGACGAGCAUCAUGGCGAACAGCAUGUUGAGGACAGUGUCUCAUACUCUAAGGAAGACUUCUCUUCACCUGUGUGGCGAAACUUUGUCCUGCUAGGCCUUGCUGCCGCAGGAUUUUACAAGCUCGCUCCCGCGCCCGGCGACGACACGUAUCUGACCCGCUUCAUCGCUCACUACUCUACUCCGCGCGACGUAUGGGAGAACAUUAGAUUCAAGCACCUGCUCCUCACUGUGGAGGGGUCGGACGACACAUUACUCGUAGCAGAUGCCAAGCGACCUCCGAUUCAUCGAUACCGGUACCCACAGCGGCUUGAGCAGUCAUCUCCUCAUUUGCAUCCAGUUGGCUCCACUGUUGAUGUCAGCGACGUCGUUGUAAAGAAUGACGGAGCAUAG